AGACAGAAAAAAAAAUUUAUUUGAUUCUCAAAUCAAAUCAGGCAAGUUAAACUCGCUUCUGCUUCUUCUGUGUGGUGGUAGUGUGGUACAAUCAACCGCAUCAACGAAAGCAAAGCCUCCAUCGAAGCAACGGAGAAGAAGGAGGAGGAGGAGGAGAAGGAGAAAGAGAUGGAGGCGAUCAGUCAUCGGACAGUGGAGAUAAACGGCAUAGCUAUGCACAUAGUGGAGAAGGGAAUGGGUGGAUUAGUCGUCCUCAUGCUCCAUGGCUUCCCGGAGCUCUGGUACUCAUGGCGUCACCAGAUCAUCGCCCUCGCCGACAAAGGCUACCACGCCGUCGCCCCUGAUCUCCGUGGCUAUGGUGAUACCGAUUCCCCCUCCGACAUCUCCUCCUACUCCAUCUUCCAUCUCGUUGGCGACAUCGUCGAGCUAAUCAAUGCCCUUGGCCAAGAACAGGUGUUUGUGGUUGGGCAUGACUGGGGAGCUCUGUUGGCGUGGCAGCUGUGCUUGUUCCGGCCGGACAAGGUGAAGGCUUUGGUGAAUCUCAGUGUUGCAUAUAUGCCUCGUAAUCCGGCUAUCAAGCCGGUUGACUACUACAGGUCUAUCUACGGCGAUAACUACUACAUUUCCAGGUUUCAGGAACCAGGAGUGAUUGAAGCAGAAUUUGACCGUGUUAGCACAAAACAAGUGAUCAAGAAGUUCUACACAUUUCGUGACCCUGCUGGUAUAUUUAUACCCAAAGAAGGUUGGAUUUCACCCAAUGAUGAAUUUAUUCUUCCUAAUUGGCUCUCUGAAGAAGAUGUCAACUACAUCAGUAAAAAGUUUGAAAAGUCUGGCUGGUCUGGAGGAGUUAACUAUUACAGAUGUUUGAACAGUAACUGGGAGCUUACAGAACCGUGGACUGGAGCACAAAUAAAAGUACCUACAAAGUUUAUAGUGGGAGAUCUGGACUUAACUUAUCACUAUCCAGGCAUCCAGGAUUACAUCCACAAAGGUGGUUUCAAACAUGAUGUUCCACUUCUUGAAGAAGUGGUUGUCAUGAAAGGAGUUGCCCACUUCAUCCAGCAGGAAAAGGCGCAUGAAAUCACACAGCACAUUCUGGACUUCAUCAAGAAAUUCUGAUCACCCUGUUUUCUGUAACCAAAACACUGUUUGUUGCUAAAUAAAUUGUGUUUAUAAUAAAACCUAUCAGCUCGUUCAUGUGCUGUUUUUAUGUAUUAUUGUCAGAAAUAUAGUCAGUUUCUUUGCUGUUUUCUGUGAA
Dioscorea cayenensis subsp. rotundata (Guinea yam) is the source of this 1258-nucleotide messenger RNA. RefSeq names its product epoxide hydrolase A-like. NCBI's taxonomy places the organism in Eukaryota, Viridiplantae, Streptophyta, Magnoliopsida, Dioscoreales, Dioscoreaceae. Bases 169 to 1119 code for a protein of 316 amino acids. Gene Ontology annotation, molecular function: hydrolase activity. The transcript has 5 exons. The record is from RefSeq and is a predicted model, not a curated record.